CAAUAAUUAAGCUUUGUUAGCGAUACAAAAUUAAUAGUAACUCAAGCAUGGCCAAUUGAUACCAUCGCAAAUAUUAUUUAGCAAUAGCGUACACAAACGAAUAACUUUUAACAGAUAUAGUUUAAAUUGGAUUAUCCAUUAGAUUGAAAGAAAAAAAAAUGGCGAGCAACAAGAAAAAACUUGAUGAAACAGCGAUGGAUAAAGAAAUACGGGAGUUGUUCCGACUGUUUGACACUAAUAAUGACCGAUCCAUAUCAGUGCAGGAGUUGGGCAAGGCGAUGAGGUUUCUUGGAAUGUCGCCCACACAACAAGAGAUAGCUGACGCCAUGAGGGCACUGGACACAAAUAGAAAUGGCAGGAUCGAGUUUAAGGAGUUCCACGCAUUAAUGCAAGCAGAAAUGGCCAAGCUGAAUGAAUCAGAUAUCACCAAUAACCAAGAAACAGUACGCUCAGCAUUCCGAUUAUUUGACAAAGAUGGGAAUGGAUACAUAGACCAGAAAGAAUUAAGAGUGGCAAUGAAGAAGCUUGGUGAAGCAUUGACGGACAAGGAGCUGGAAGAUAUGAUGAAACAAGCUGAUGUCGAUGGAGACGGACAAAUCAACUACGAAGAGUUCGUUAAGAUAUGGUGUGAGGCAACAUGAGCAUCACCUUUUAUACACCAGUGUUAUAAAAUGGACUAGCAGUAUGCACCCACGCAUCCCUCUGUAUAUACGUUGACUUUUAAUUGAAUAUGUUUAUAUUUGAAUAAAUCAUAUGGUUCACUUUUAAA
This is a messenger RNA of Mya arenaria, 769 nucleotides long. RefSeq names its product neo-calmodulin-like. NCBI's taxonomy places the organism in Eukaryota, Metazoa, Mollusca, Bivalvia, Myida, Myidae. The coding region runs from base 159 to 641 and encodes 160 amino acids. The transcript has 7 exons. Gene Ontology annotation, molecular function: calcium ion binding. The record is from RefSeq and is a predicted model, not a curated record.